UGUAGUAUAAGAUAUUUAUUAGUAUAAGAUACUUCCGUUUGUCUAAAUCCUGACAAAGUGAUUUAUGUUUUCAGUUAUUACUUUAAAACAACAAUCUUUAAAAAAAUAUUUGUUAAUGAUAAUAGUGGUUAUAGAUGUCGAAUGUGAUUAAAAAAUAUUUUAAAAAUGUGGUAAAAUAGUUGGUAAUAAAAAACUCGAUAGAAUCGUUUAACUGUCUCUUUGUCUACCUCUAGCGGUGACAUUAGGUAACAGCGACCUCUGAAAACAAUGGUUUACCGUAAGAACUGGAAUAGGAUACAGCGGGGAAAUUGUAAAGCUUUGUCAGACAAAAGGCACUGAAUCUGUGCGCGUUGGUAAAAGAAUGAGAAAACAGGAGAAGGAAAUAAUUUCACCAACAUCUCCUUCACUUCCACCUCCCCCCUACUUAAGGACGCGAACCCUCCCACUAGUUUCCUCACUUUCCUUGAAGGAGAGAAAGAGAGAGAGAGUACGCGCGAGAGAGCGCGCGGUAAAGAGAGAGAGAGAGAGACAGGUAUUUAGAGGAAGGUAUGGCUGGAAAGGCUGCAGUCGUUGCCGGAGGAUGGCACAACAACAGAAAGACAGAAGGUGGAGACGCGCACUGCUGCUCCGUCUCUGUCCUCUCCUCCCUGUAGGAAGUCCGCUUCUGCUCCACGCAUAGUCGCAGGUGUAACCUCUUCUUCAUCUUCAUCACUGCACCUUCCUCACAGCGCCUAUCCCAGGUCUCCACACGCCGCGCCCCGGCUCUCCCCAGUCAGGCACGGGGUGGAUUUUUACGCACGGGAGUCACAGGGAGACCUCAACGCAAACACUACGGUACAUGAAAUGUAGUGCGCCUCUAUUGUCCUGUGUAACUGAUGAUGAUGAUGGUGAUGAUGAAGCCGGGUCUGCUGCCUGCACCGCUGACCUGAAGGAGGAAGAGAAACUACAGCACUUUGUUCCAUAAAGAAGAAGAUUUAUUGAUAACCAUGGCUGACCAGUACAGUAUGUUUCUCACCACUGCGCCUCCUCUACGACGAGGGAGCACGCCACUGCCUGUCAAACACCAGCUCCGGCGGGAAGAGGCCGUAUCAGAGGACUGCGAUUGGAUCCCGGGCUUGGAUGAACCGGCCACGCUGCCCAUCAGUGACACAGGAGUGUCUCGGGACGAUUCCUUCAGCCAGUCGGCCGCCAACCAGUCGGCGUACCAGAGCCGUGGCGGCGCAUUGAGGAUAGUACUUUUGGGGCAGAACGGCGUUGGCAAGUCGUCGCUGGCCUUGGCUCUGGCCGGGCAGUCGGACAGAUCCCUCUCUGUAGACUCAGAGACACAAGCAUGUGGUGAGGGCUACGAGUGCUCGGUGACCGUGGACGACGAGGACAGCAAAGUCAUCAUUUUCGACAACUGGAAGCAGGACCUGUCCACUCUGCAGUGUGAUGUGUGUAUCCUGGUCUUCUCCGUGACUGACAGGCGAAGUUUCCAUCGCACCGCUCAGCUCCGCCUCCUCCUCAGGGAGUCGCAGCCACACACACCAAUCAUCCUGGUGGGCAACAAGAGCGACCUGGUUCGCUCCCGUGAAAUCAGCUCAGAGGGAACCCGUUUGACUGCAGUAGACGUGGUGUUCAGGAGUCACACAUUGGUAUUCAACACCCAAACUAAACUUCUGCCAAACAACUUAACAGAAGUUGAUGCUGACACACACUUAGAGGCACACGCACACACACACGGGAGACCAUGCUAAACUGAAUCUAUUUAGCGAGGCGUUAAAAUCUGUAGAUCAAGGAUCAGACUUCAGGCAGUUUCACUGCAUGUUUUUUAGUGAAAUGUAACAGAAACAUCCACAGACUGUUAACCUGCAGCCCAGUCCCAGAGUCGUUAAAUACCAUAAAUCACAACUUUUCAAUGAAAGGUACUCAACCUCCGGGUGUCAGGCCAACGCCGGGCCAUUUGUCAUUUCAUAAAGGGCCAAAUUGAUCUAAUUGGCAUUUGUUUUUUUGUUUGAGUGUGGAAAAAUGUUAAUUCAAAACUCAUUACUGUCAAACCCUCUCUUAUUAAUGUGUGGCUGAAAGUCUUGACUCGGUGAGAUCAAUCUGAACCUGAACUAAAACGACCUGGAAAUACAGUUUGUUUAGUUUCCACUGGCCCCAAAUGAUGUAACCGUACUGCAUCACUGUCUCGUUGUCCGCUACACAUCCAUACAGUUCAAGCGAGGCUAAUUUGUGCUAGUGCACAGUGUACAUGAUUGGACAUCAUUUCAAUAUUAGAAGCGAAUUAAAAAGGACGUCUGUUUGCGUAAAGUCGUUUCACUUUUAAUAUCUCAUUACCUUAGGCACCAAACUAGGAGCUUAAUCGUGCGAAGGAAUGGCAACAUCCAUUUAAAAUAUACAGUCUAUGAUCAAAUUAAAUCAAUUUUUCCUUUUACUUUUCCUGGGGUUUAUAACGACAUUGAAGAGCAACAUAUUCAUUCUGGGGUUUUAUAAACUUUUAUUCAAAUGACAGUGUUCUGCCAUGGCGGAGUUUCUGUUUACUUUGCGGUUGUCACACAUCAUUAGCGUUGGUCCGACACAGGGACGCGCGGCUCGACGUUAUCUUGUCCUGUCUUAUCUUAUCCUCCGGAGGUUUUCCCUCCAUCACUCUGAUGUCCCCCAGCUGCUGCUCUCCUCUCAGUUAUCUCCCUCUCACAGCAUUUUGCUCUUAGUAUAAUCACGUACGUUUGUACUCCUGCGUGCACACGUACGUGCGCGUAGAUCGACGCCGUAAAAGGACUGUGCAUGUGAUCGGACGGGGGCAAGGGCAAAUGUUGGAGGGCGGUGUGUUUUUUGACUGGUGGCUUCAGUUUGGAGGCGUGUGAGUUUCUUUAAAGUUGUCAUCAAGGUGUCGCUAACAUCAGUUCAAAGAAACCAGUGCCAUACUUUUUUAUUUCAUAUAAAAUAAUUGUUAAAACCAGAGGCGAUUGUCAAACUUUGCCUUUUCAUAAAAUGUGAAUUGACUGCAGGUUCAUGUGACCUGGAUGGAUGGAUGGAUGGAUGGAUUGAUUGAUGGAUUUUAUGUGUUGUAGUGACUUUAACUCUCUCUACAACACUCGUCAUCGUCCACUGUGUAUAAAGUCACCGCGUUUAAAAAUAACAGCUUCGUGCAGGGAAUUCAUGCAGGGAAAGGAGAGAUGAAAAAGUCCAAAUGUGACCUCAUUUUUUUUCCAUCUGUCCAUUCAUCCAUCUCUACAAACGUCCACGCAGUUAUCCAUCAUCUGCACCACUUAACCUUUGAAGGUUACUGGGUUGCAGCAGCCAAUCCCAGCUGACAUUGAGUGAGAUGCUGAGUUCAUCCAGACUAGGUCACAGGGCAAACAUCAGGAGACGCGAUACAACAACCAAUCAGCUCCAGCCCACAGUGACGAAAUCAGUCAAUCAGUCAGUCACUGUUAGGGGAACAUUUAUUUGUGUUUUUACCCCGGGAGGUUUUGAUGCUGACAUUAUAUAUUUAGAUUGUAUUUGAUAAACCUGAGUGAUUAUUGUACUGCGAUGACAUUU
Molecule: messenger RNA, 3525 nt
Organism: Cynoglossus semilaevis (tongue sole)
Lineage: Eukaryota; Metazoa; Chordata; Actinopteri; Pleuronectiformes; Cynoglossidae
Gene: rem2
Product: RAS (RAD and GEM)-like GTP binding 2
Exons: 5
Coding region: 987-1736 (249 amino acids)
Cellular component (GO): plasma membrane
Molecular function (GO): GTP binding; calcium channel regulator activity; GTPase activity
Source: RefSeq, a predicted model, not a curated record